AUGGCCUCCCGUCGUUCAACCCCGAGAUCACCAACGACGCCAACUCCUGCCUUCCUCUCCUCUGUCCUCAACUACCCACUCACUCGUGGUCCAGCACGCCUUACUCAGACUUGCUCGUGUCCAAAACCCCAAACUUUUCAACCAGGUAGUCGUAAUAGUCAAUCACGUGAUGCGCGUAGCCCGCGUGAUCUCAAACGCGUCACACGCGAGUCGCACUUCCUGCACCAUAUCCGGGUCAAGCGGCUAGCCACUUUUGAGAGCCCCAGUGAUGAUGGCCACGAUUGGAUCCACAUCAACACGUUCACCCCCGCCGUCGUUCUUUUUCAUCCAUCAGCGUAG
Messenger RNA from Peronospora matthiolae, 339 nucleotides. Lineage: Eukaryota; Oomycota; Peronosporomycetes; Peronosporales; Peronosporaceae. The record is from the annotation of a GenBank genome assembly.